Molecule: messenger RNA, 1068 nt
Organism: Tremella mesenterica DSM 1558
Lineage: Eukaryota; Fungi; Basidiomycota; Tremellomycetes; Tremellales; Tremellaceae
Exons: 8
Coding region: 133-1068 (311 amino acids)
Biological process (GO): phosphatidylinositol biosynthetic process
Cellular component (GO): Golgi apparatus; membrane
Molecular function (GO): CDP-diacylglycerol-inositol 3-phosphatidyltransferase activity
Source: RefSeq, a predicted model, not a curated record
CCAAGAUACAAGUUGUCACCUUCUACUCCACCCCGUCAUCAAAACCGUGAGGAUCCGUCAAUCUUUCGAGACGGAUCAAGCGCAAAAGACCGAUAGAACUGAAGUGAAUUAGUGGACAACUGUUUACACACCAUGGCACCCACCACGCGCUCAAAGCAGUCGUCACCCACACCCGACCUUCCCACGUCUUCCACCACUGCCAUUCAGACCUUGUCGAGUUCACCUGCUCGCAUGAGACCGAGAGAGGGGAGUAGAACACGUCAGGAAGAAGUGUUUGAUGCGAAAUAUGCAGUGGACCUUGCAACGACAACCGUCGACGAAAAUGUCUUUCUCUUCGUCCCAAACCUCAUCGGUUAUACUCGAGUCAUACUCGCAGCUGCCUCUCUGUACUACAUGCCAAUUCAUCCCAAAGUAUGCACAGUUCUCUAUGCCGUCAGCUGUUUGCUGGAUGCUGUGGACGGACAGGCUGCCAGGGCGCUCGGUCAAACAAGCAAAUUUGGGGCUGUGCUGGAUAUGGUCACGGACCGAUGCACAACGGCGUGUCUCCUUUGCUUCCUCUCCACUGCCUAUCCCCGACUUCAGUUACUCUUUCAAUUCCUCAUCACCCUCGAUUUCUCUUCCCACUAUAUACACAUGUACUCAUCAUUAGUGACAGGUUCUUCCAGUCACAAGACUGUCACCUCUGAUGUCAGCCGGAUUCUUUGGCUGUAUUACAAUGACUCGCGCACGCUCUUCCUCUUUUGUUUCAUGAACGAACUCUUCUUCGUCUGCCUGUACCUCAACGCUUACUGGGUCAAACCCAUCUCCCCUUCAUUUUCUCUACCUAGCGUCUUGCUGUCUUCCGACUUAGCUCUGUCGCGACCCUGGCUGUUCAUGCACGUGGAGCGGACUCUGAGGAACGCCACAUGGCCCCAACUGGCAGGCAUAGCGGCCGCCCCGUGGAUGAUUGGGAAGCAAAUUAUCAACUGCGUACAAUUCUGGAAGGCGAGCAAAAUUCUUGUAGGCGUUGACCUCGCCGAGAGACAAGCUGCACGGGAAGCCGCUGCCCAUAAGAGCCGAGGUCAAUAA